Diabrotica virgifera virgifera (western corn rootworm) is the source of this 2502-nucleotide messenger RNA. RefSeq names its product conserved oligomeric Golgi complex subunit 5 (gene fws). Lineage: Eukaryota; Metazoa; Arthropoda; Insecta; Coleoptera; Chrysomelidae. The record is from RefSeq and is a predicted model, not a curated record. The transcript has 11 exons. Gene Ontology annotation, cellular component: COG complex. The coding region runs from base 221 to 2455 and encodes 744 amino acids. Gene Ontology annotation, biological process: intra-Golgi vesicle-mediated transport.
AGUGUCCUUGCUGGUUUCGUUUAUUAUGCUGUGUCAAUAUCAACAUAACCUCUAACCAAUGCCAACUGCCAACAUCCCAACUCCCAACUGAUGCCAACUAUUAGCCAACUUGUCUAAGAUGCCAACAGUAUUAUUGAAUUAUUAAUUAUUAUUAUUGUUGCAAAAUAAAACCACAGAAUAUAAAACUAUAAAUAAUCAAAAAUAAAGGCUUGCUUUUACCAUGGGAGACACUAAAAAUGAACUUAUAGGACGUAUAGAAACGGAAGAAUUUUAUGUAAAUUUUUUGAAUCCAAAUUCCGAUAAUAUAUUAAAUGAGUCCAUUGGUAUUAAAGAACAAGUAAAAAAAUUGGCAGAGGGUAUAGAAUUAAUAAAUCAAGAACUUCACAGACAAAUACUGGAAAAACAUGAAGAUUUGUUGCAACAAGCAAAUAAUGCUACAAAAUUGGAAACUGUCCUAAAUUCCAUGAACAGUCAUGUAAAAACAUUAUUUAUUGAUGCUGAACGACUUAAAACUCAGAUAACAAUACCCUAUAAUGAAUUAGAAAAACACACAAAAGUGUUAGGUCGCCUUCAUUUAGCUAGCCAUAUCUUACGACAAGUCAACAGAUUGCAACAAUUGAGUAAAAGGUUAACAAAUACCAAUGAUCCAGUUCAGAAAGCUAUUCUUUUGCAGGAAUUAGAACAACUCGCCUCUGAUCCAGAGUUAAAGGAUAUAGAUAGUGUUAAGAAUGAACUGAGGAAUAUUAGAGUACACCAGCAAAAAGUUGUACAAUUGGCCACAGGUUCUUUGAAUCAAGGAGCCAAAAACGAAAAUAUUACACAAACAACUACAGCUUUACAGAUCUUCAUAAAUAUUGGCACAAUAGAAUCAGUAGCAAAUAGUUUUGUGGACAACAAUUUACAUGAAUGUCGAGAAAGUUUGAAAUUAGCCCUCUCUGUCAGUUCAUUUGCCUCUAGCAAGACUAAAGGGGGCCCAGGACACAUUAACAUCACAUCUUCUCAAGGUUUUAGAACAAAAGUUUGGUCUGAAAUAGAAAAAGUAUUUGCUGAAGAUAUCUUUUCAAUAUGUAAGCAGGUAAAAUUUUUGCACAACACUUUAAGCAACUUAUAUUUGGUUCACAGUGACUUAAAUAUUGCCGAGAAGUUUUGGAUAGGAUUUGGAAAAGUCUUUCAGGAAGAAAUCCAGAAAUCUACUUUGGCUCUGAAACAAACUCUAGAAGAAGAUUUUCCAAAGUUAUUAAAAUGCUAUUAUGAAAUGACAAACAAAUUAAAAUACGAUUUAUUUGCCUUCGACCGAAGCAUACUAAAAAACUUGGAAAAUGCCUAUUUAUCCAUAUCUUUGACGAGAAUGUUGGAUCCAACUCAAGCGAUGUUCACUGGUGAAAAUACUUUACCAUCUCAAGACCAAAUUGAUUCUUUGAUUCGGAUCAUUACUAGUGAACUAAGUGUGGCGUUAAUCGAAGAAAAUUUAAGUGAGCAGAUUGGAAAAAAUGUAUCGAAAUGCAUAAAAAUGUUUGCUGUUAAGACUGAACAACAACUAGAGACUGGUCCGGAGGCAGCGCAAGUUAUAGGAGGUACACCUAAUAUGGGACAACAGAAAAACGUAAAUCUCGCUAACUCCUUGUAUUAUUUUCAACUUCAAACUCAACGAAUGUUAUCAAACAUGAAAGACAGCUUAACGGAUCCCUGUAAAAAUAUUAUCACUGACAGUUUGCAAAGUUUACAUAAUUUAGUGGCUGCCAUCCUACAACCUCUUGCCGUGAGCAUUAAUUCCGUCAUAGAAACAAUAAUAGUAACACUGCACUUGGAAGCAGAUUGGACCAAAGUACAAAUUCCGCAUAAAAUAUCUAGUAGCUGCUCCCUCUACAUGAAAGAGUUGAAUCAAUUUAUAUCAAGAGUUUAUCAAACCUAUCUCGAUGGUUUUAAAAACAAAGAAGUGUUAGCUUCGAAAUGUAAUGAAAUCGCUGUAAGGACUAUCGAACUGUUCAUCAGACAUGUAUCUUUGCUGCGACCUUUAGCCAAAGGGGGGCGCGUACGCCUUCAAGCAGAUUUCCAGCAUUUAGAGAAUGCGCUAAAAAUAAUUUGUCCCCAUUUGGCCGAUCUAGGUCGGCCGUAUCGUCUACUGAAGUCAGUUGCGUCUGUGAUAGUUUUAAGCCCCGAAGAAAUUGUAGCGGGUCAAACGCCUGAUAGUUCUAUACCUCACAGCACAAUUCUGUUAAUGUUAUUUGCUUUUGCUGGUCUCGACCUAGCCAGCCCUCAUCAGAAUACAAGUUGGUCUCUGCCGAAGAUUUCAGCGUGGCUGGAUGAACAUCAAGACGAAGGUGAAAGACUUGAUUUGAUCGCUGGAGCUUUGCAAAAAUAUGAAAGUUUAGUUAGGCAAAAGAAUUCUACCAACUAUGAUCCCUUAUAUCCCAUUCUAUCACAAUAUUUGGAGAGGGCUCUAAAAGAAAUAUAAUAAGCAUGUAGUUGUUAUAAUAAAUUAUUAUAGUUCUCGAUAAAUAA